Molecule: messenger RNA, 1114 nt
Organism: Lactuca sativa (garden lettuce)
Lineage: Eukaryota; Viridiplantae; Streptophyta; Magnoliopsida; Asterales; Asteraceae
Product: receptor like protein kinase S.2
Biological process (GO): protein autophosphorylation
Cellular component (GO): plasma membrane; plasmodesma
Molecular function (GO): ATP binding; transmembrane receptor protein tyrosine kinase activity
Source: RefSeq, a predicted model, not a curated record
GCUAUUUCGUCUGUUUGUAUAAAUGCUGCUGACUACAUUGUAGGGGCUCAUGAUAACAGUAGAAAUUCAAGUUUGAAAGUACUCAAGUUUUCCGACUUAGAAAGGGCUACAAGAGAAUUUAGUGAAGCUUUUCACUUGAAUGCAGACGGGUUUUCAGAUGUAUUCUUAGGUUGGGUUGACAAAAACACAUUCAUCCCUUCAACAGAGGGUGUUGGAAUUCCUGUUGCUGUUAAAAGAUACCAUAUUGAUGAUCCACAAUAUUGGCAGACGGAGGUGACAAUCUUAGGAAGGUUGACUCAUCCAAAUAUUAUCAGCCUCUUGGGAUACUGUGAUGAUAAAGACAAAUAUUUGGUUGUUUACGAGUACAUGCAGAAUCGAUGUCUUCACCACUUCUUAUUCACAGAUGCACGAGAUGUUGCGAAACCACUUUCCUGGGAAACAAGAAUUAAGAUAAUGAUAGGAAUAGCACGUGCACUCGCUUAUAUACAUUCUUUAGACAAUCAAGUCGUACACCGUGAUGUUAAAACAACUAAUAUAUGGUUGGAUAAGGAAUUUAAUGCAAAACUAGGGGGGUUUGAUUUGGCAAAAUUUGGACCAAAAACAGGAGAAAAUGAUGCUACUACAUGUAUAAAGGGUACAUUUGCUUAUAUGGCCCCCGAGUAUGCAUUCAAGGGUCUUGUGAGUGUGAAGAGUGACAUCUAUAGUUUUGGAGUAGUGUUGCUGGAAACGUUAACAGGCCACAGGGCAUUAGAAUUUGACUUCGGUUUGGUAAAAUGGGCAACUUCAGUCCUAGCAGACAUAAGCGAGUUAAAGAAAAUAAUAGAUCCAUAUCUUGGACAAAAUUACCCUGUAGAAGGUGCUUUUGAAUGCGUUGCACUUGCAUUAACAUGUGUAGCUGUGGAUCCAAAGUAUAGACCUUCCAGUGAAGAAGUGUUAAUGAACUUGGAACGAAUAUAUGUCAUUAAAAGAUAAUGGAUAAAGAUAUGUGUAACAGGGUAUUAACAGAACUUAUGUUUUGUUUGAUGUGGUCUCUUUUGUUUGUUCUACUUUAACUUUUCUAAUUUGGCAGCAUCUAGUGAUUUUUUAGAAUCUUUACUCAAUGAAAUCUGUUUUU